Messenger RNA from Triticum dicoccoides, 2032 nucleotides. RefSeq names its product cysteine-rich receptor-like protein kinase 6. NCBI's taxonomy places the organism in Eukaryota, Viridiplantae, Streptophyta, Magnoliopsida, Poales, Poaceae. Gene Ontology annotation, molecular function: ATP binding; protein serine/threonine kinase activity. Gene Ontology annotation, biological process: protein phosphorylation. The transcript is spliced from 7 exons. The coding region runs from base 1 to 2013 and encodes 670 amino acids. Gene Ontology annotation, cellular component: plasma membrane. The record is from RefSeq and is a predicted model, not a curated record.
AUGAUCUCCCACAAACUCUGCUGCUGCGUCUCCAUUCUCGUCGCCCCCUUCCUUGCACAGCUCGCCUCCGGCGACGUGCUGUGGCAAGAAUGCGACAACAGCCGGAACUACACGGCGAACAGCGGCUUCCAAUCAAACCUAAAGCAGCUCUCCACCACCCUCCCCACUGAAUCCUCCUCAUCUCCCACCCUCUUCGCUACCGCCGCCGUAGGUGCCAUCCCGGACACCGCGUACGCGCUCUCGCUCUGCCGUGGCGACACCACCAACGCCUCCGCCUGCGGCGACUGCGUCGCCAACGCCUUCCGGGACGCGCAGCAGGUGUGCUCGUACAACAUGGACGUGACCAUCUACUACGACCCCUGCUACCUCCGCUUCUCCAACCAGAACUUCCUGACUUCCAUCGACAACACCAAACGGCACAUCAUGCCCAAUGGCGAGAACGUGACGUCGCCGGCCGCAACGUUCGACGCCGCCGUGGGUGUUCUCCUUGCUGCUGUCGCGGACUACGCAGCGUUGAACUCAUCCAGGCGGUUUGGCACAGGGGUAGAGGACCUCGACGUGAGCACCCCGAGAAUCUAUGCGAUGGCGCAGUGCACGCCGGACAUGGCACCGGCCGAUUGCCGGAGCUGCCUGGAGGGAAUAGUAAGUGUGAUGCCGAAGCACUUCAGCAGGCGGCAGGGAGGAAGGAUCCUGGGUUUACGGUGCAACUACAGGUUUGAGCUAUAUCCUCCAUUCUCGGACAGUCCGCUUCUACACCUCCCAGCACCGGCCUCGGGCGUGACACCCUCGGUAGAUGGAGAUGGAGGAGGGAGAAGAAAUAAACCAAGUACCAUCCUACUGGCCCUAGCAGUUGCACUGGCCGUUGUUUCUGCAGCAUUGACUUUCACUAUAGUUUGCUUUUGUGUAAGGAGAAGGAGAAGACAACAAGAAUUACCGUCACAUUCGACAGAUUCUGGAAACUGGGAAAGCGUUCCAAACAUCAAUUUACCCAUGCUAGAUUUGUCAGCACUGGAAGUUGCAACAGAGAACUUUUCAGAAGGAAAUAAGCUUGGUGAAGGAGGGUUUGGUGCCGUUUACAAGGGAUCCCUUGCUGAUGGCCAAGAGAUAGCAGUGAAGAGACUCUCACAAGGUUCAGCACAAGGAAUAGCAGAGCUAAAAACUGAGCUGGUAUUGGUUGCUAAGCUUCAGCACAAAAACCUUGUGAGGCUUAUCGGCGUUUGUUUGGAAGAACACGAGAAGCUCGUUAUCUACGAAUACAUGCCCAAUAGAAGCCUUGACACGAUCCUCUUUGAUCCUGAGAGGAGCAAGCAUCUUGAUUGGGGGAAGAGGUUCAAGAUAAUAAAUGGGAUUGCCAGAGGUUUGCAAUACGUUCAUGAAGAUUCUCAGUUGAAAAUAAUCCACAGAGACCUCAAAGCAAGCAAUGUUCUGUUAGACUCAGAUUUGAAUCCAAAGAUUUCAGACUUCGGUUUGGCGAGGUUGUUUGAAGGGGAUCAAUCAAAGGAUGUCACAAACAGAGUUGUUGGGACGUUCGGAUACAUGGCACCUGAAUAUGUUGUUCGCGGGCACUAUUCGACAAAAUCAGACGUGUUCAGCUUCGGAAUUCUGGUUUUAGAGAUCAUAACAGGAAGAAGAAACUGUGGAUCUUACAACUCCGAGCAAUCCGUUGACCUCUUAAGUCUUAUAUGGGAACACUGGACCAGCGGAACGAUCUUGGAGAUAGCUGACCCGUCCCUUGCAAGCAGAAGCAGUGUUCCCGAAGAGGAGAUACUCACGUACGUGCACAUCGGACUGAUGUGCGUUCAGGAGAGCCCUGCGGACAGGCCUACGAUGUCACGGGCGAAUGCGAUCCUUAACAGCGACACCGUCUCGCUUCAGGCCCCGUCCAAGCCGGCUUUCUGCAUCCGGGCAUGUACCGCCGGGCCGGAACCACGACACGGCGCCUCGCAAGGCCGUGGCAGGCCGGCGGUGGUUUCACCAAACGAGGUUUCGCUCACGGAGCUUGUACCGAGAUAAGACAUGUUGCUCUCAAAUC